Molecule: messenger RNA, 1319 nt
Organism: Rubroshorea leprosula
Lineage: Eukaryota; Viridiplantae; Streptophyta; Magnoliopsida; Malvales; Dipterocarpaceae
Source: the annotation of a GenBank genome assembly
AUUUUCCGAUCGAAGGGAAGGGAAAACAGAUGCAGACUACGUUGUCCAGAUCUCCCUGAGAAGAAAACGCGCGGAACAAAGGGAGAAAGAGAGGGAAAAAUGAAUGGCAAUUCGUCUUCUCGGAAUCCCUCGUCAUCUGGUUCUUUUGAGGUUAACGAGAAGCAGAGUUGGGCAGCCUCACCUUCGACGGUUUUUUAUCACUUUGGAACCAGUGGACUUUCCGUUGCAGUGGCGACAGCCGUUACGCACCCUCUAGAUGUGCUAAAAGUUAGGCUGCAAAUGCAACUUGUUGGUCAAAGGGGUCCUUUGAAGGGAAUGGGACAACUGUUUGUUCACAUUUUGAAAAAUGAAGGACCAAAGUCUAUGUAUCUGGGAUUGACACCUGCAUUGACCAGGUCAGUUUUGUAUGGAGGUCUCCGCCUAGGCUUGUAUGAACCAUCAAAGAAUGCCAGUCAGUGGGCUUUUGGGUCCACUAAUAUCUUGGUUAAGAUUGCAUCUGGAGCAUUUGCUGGUGCCAUUUCAACAGUUCUGACCAAUCCUGCUGAAGUUCUGAAGGUGCGUUUGCAAAUGAAUUCGGGCUCAAGACAAAGAGGAACGGUUGCAGAACUGCGCAGAAUUGUCUCAAAAGAGGGAAUAAGUGCUCUUUGGAAGGGGGUUGGGCCUGCAAUGGCCAGAGCUGCUGCAUUGACAUCUUCACAGCUUGCAACAUAUGAUGAAUCCAAGCUGCUUUUGAUGAAGUGGACACCUCUUGAAGAAGGAUUUUAUCUGCAUCUUGUCUCAAGUACAAUUGCAGGUAUUGUGAGCACCGUUGUAACUGCACCCAUGGACAUGGUUAAAACCCGUCUUAUGUUGCAACGAGAAUCAAAUGUAGUUGGAAGCUAUAAAAAUGGACUGCAUUGUGCAUAUCAGGUUAUGCGUACAGAAGGCCCCAGGGGACUAUACAAAGGGGGCUUUGCAAUUUUUGCAAGAUUGGGUCCCCAGACUACCAUUACCUUUAUACUCUGCGAGAAACUACGCCAGCUUGCAGGAUUGAAUUCAAUCUAACAAAUUAUUCAUUUCCAGUUACUCAUUGUUGCUGCCUCUAAGAGAAAGUUCAUUUGAAUUCAUUCUUUUGGUGUCUGAGAAUACCACCCUCAUUGUAUCACAAGGAACCAAAACUUUUUGGACACCCAUCGGAAUUGCCAUGGCAUCAUCCAUUGUCAUAUUCAUUAAGGUCCAUUUAUUCACUAGAAAUGUUGUAGAAUUAUUCAUGUAUGAUUUCUGCCCAUUUUUUCUUGGGUCUAAUUUUGUUUACCAUGGAACAAAUCCAAUGUGGGCUU